AUGGAGGAUCAACUUUGUGAGAACCAGUUCACAUUGGUGAUUAGUAAUAUCUCCUCUUUGCAAUCCGUUGGGAAGAAAUAUACUGAUGCAUUCGUGAUCGGUGGAUGUAACUGGCGUGUUGUGGCGACUUCCAAGGGAGAGAAAUAUAACGAGUCUCUGUCGCUGUCUUUGGCGGUUGCUGAUGCUGAGUCGUUGCCUUUUGGAUGGAGAAGACACGUAGAGUUUUCUUUUACGAUAGUGAAUCAACUUUCUGAAGAACAACACUCCGAACUGGAAGAUAUCUUUCGUGAUUUUACGGAAACAAAAGUAAUAUUUGAUUACAAGACUCAUGAAUGUGGUUGUGCAUCCAGUAUUCCCCUCGGAAGACUUGAUGCCAAAUAUGGUGGAUUGAUACUGAAUGAACAAGUCAAGAUUUUGGGAGAGGUUAAUGUUCUUGAAGCUGUUUGGAAGUCUGGACCUAUUACCAUUGAACUCCAUGGGUUUCAAGUGUUUCCUUCAGAGAUGAAACGUUUUCAAUAA
Messenger RNA from Camelina sativa (false flax), 519 nucleotides. The record is from RefSeq and is a predicted model, not a curated record. Lineage: Eukaryota; Viridiplantae; Streptophyta; Magnoliopsida; Brassicales; Brassicaceae.